Molecule: messenger RNA, 1238 nt
Organism: Eurytemora carolleeae
Lineage: Eukaryota; Metazoa; Arthropoda; Copepoda; Calanoida; Temoridae
Product: macrophage mannose receptor 1
Exons: 3
Coding region: 392-1222 (276 amino acids)
Source: RefSeq, a predicted model, not a curated record
ACUGAUGUCCUAUAAAAGGUGUCCAAUUAAGGGUCUCCAAUGAAUGGUUUCCAAUGAAGGGUAUUCUUAGGGUCUCCGAUUAAUGGUCUCCAAUAAAGGAUCCCCAAUGAAUUUCCUCCAAUCAAGGGUCUCCAGUGAAGGGUCUCCAUUGAAGGGUCUGAGGUGAACAAACUCCGCUGUUAUAUAUUAUGAUGACUUUAUUUGUAACAGACUUUUAAUCAGACUUAGCCUUGAAUUGAGAGGGGUUGCACCAAGUAAUGAAUUGUCCGUGCAAUCUUACUGAUUAGAUUCCCAGCUGCACUAAUUACAAGUUUCAAGGUUAUUUUUACCACUUGAUAAUUUAUAUUCAUCGUUUUCCUUUCACUUAGAUGGGUGGAUAGACGGAGACUCAAUGGGAUGUCACAAAUUUUUGAAUACAAAGAUAAAUAUUUCUUGGAUUGAUGCUCAGUAUGAAUGUGAAGUUGUCGGUGGUUAUCUUGCAGAACCCACUACAGCCGGAAAAGCUGAAUAUCUGGGAAAACUUGCAGGUGUUGGCCUAAGUUUUACAGGAAUAGGAUACUGGUAUAUUGGACUUUCAGAUAUAGGAUUUGAACGACAUUGGAUGUGGAUGCAUUCAGGAGAAGAGCUGAAGGACUCUUUCUGGGGGGUGAACCAACCAUCCAAUAAGACAGGAAAUAGAGAGGAUUGUGGGGUUCUCGUCGUGAGAAACAACACUUUUAUAUGGGAGGACAUGGACUGCUCUGAUUCCUUAAAUCUAGAUAAUGCUGUAGCACCAGUCUGUCAGCAUGACAAGGAGAUUUUAUCAACAUCAGUUUCUCCAGAGAUAACCACAACAGUUUUAUCAGAUACGUCGACGGAAUCAAUUUGUCCUUUGGGUUGGACAGAGUUCCAGGGCAACUGUUAUUCCUUCUUUUCCUACGAAACCAGUUGGAUAAACGCUGAAAUGUAUUGCAGGGAAGAGAAUUCUUCUUUAGUUUCUAUUCAUUCUCAGGAGGAAAAUGAUUUUCUUCUAUCGUUAGCCGGAGAAGUAAAUUUCUGGAUCGGUGGUUAUUGGAAAGGAGACCGGAUGCGCUCUUCUGGACAGACUUUUCAGAGAAUGACUUCUCAGAUUUUUACAGUUCAUACUACACUGGUUGCCUUUAUCAAUACAGAGGAAAUGGGUGGUCUGGGAAAAAUUGUCACAGUAACACGUUUACUUCAAGCUUUAUUUGUAAAAAUAUAAAAUGAUAACUCUUGAA